AUCCUAGAAGCUCAAAGUCACGCUCUCACGGGGAUUUGAUAUCACUGCUAAUUUUGUUCUGCGACGGCUCGGACAGUAGUAGUAUCUUCGCAAACUAGAGAAACCAUUCCCGGUCAUGACAAUUCGCGACCAUUGCAUAACCUAACAACUUUCUCCUCUAUUAGUUACUCCGAAUUUUCGUGUACAUAUGCACUCAUACAUUACACAAAUUUUAUCCUGACGAAGUUUGGAUCGUUUCGGGUUUUCUUGAUCCACAAUGGCUUUUAGGCGCCUUCUCACCCAGUUUGCAGAAAAGCACGGAGAGAUCAAUCACUUGAACAAGUUGUCUUUGAGGUCUUAUUUUACUUCAAGGGCGAUUGACGGAAGCAGAGUGAGCAGUCUGUCUGGCGGUCCUCGUCGUUUUCAGUCCAGUUAUAUUGGACGUUUAGCUCGGAGAGUACGUGAUACAGAUGGAUCAGGUGAUGCAGCUUAUCUUGGAGAGCUUUUACGGCGAAAUGAUCCAGAUGAAGUGAUAAGAUUGUUUGAAAGUCAACCUUCUUUGCAUACCAGCCAAUCAGCACUUGCUGAAUAUGUCAAGGCAUUAGUUAGAGUUGAUAGGUUGGAUGAGAGUGAGUUGCUUAAGAUGUUACAGAGAGGAGCUUCAGGUUCUAGUAGAAUGCGGGAAGAAAGUAUUGGCGGCCUUUCAGCCUUUGGAAGUGUGGGUAAAAGGACAAAAGACAGUGGUCUGGGAACACCCUCUGCUCCUAUACAUACGGUGGCUACUGAGGGAGGAAGCUUUAAACAACAGUUGUGGCGUACUGUUCGAACAUUAGGUUUGGCCUUUCUCAUAAUUUCAGGUGUUGGGGCACUUAUCGAGGAUAGAGGAAUAACUAAAGGGCUUGGUCUCCAAGAAGAGGUGCAACCAACCAUGGAAUCUAAGACAAAAUUUAAUGAUGUGAAGGGUGUUGAUGAAGCAAAAGCAGAGCUAGAAGAGAUUGUUCACUAUCUUCGGGAUCCUAAGCGCUUUACUCGUCUCGGGGGGAAGCUACCAAAAGGUGUUCUGCUUGUUGGUCCUCCUGGCACUGGCAAAACUAUGUUGGCAAGGGCUAUAGCAGGUGAAGCUGGGGUUCCUUUUUUCUCAUGUAGCGGCAGUGAGUUUGAAGAGAUGUUUGUUGGUGUUGGAGCCCGAAGAGUGAGAGAUCUAUUUUCAGCUGGAAAGAAGCGGUCCCCAUGCAUAAUUUUUAUUGAUGAGAUAGAUGCCAUAGGAGGUAGUCGCAACCCAAAAGAUCAGCAGUACAUGAAGAUGACUUUGAACCAAUUGCUCGUUGAACUGGAUGGCUUUAAACAAAAUGAAGGGAUUAUAGUAGUUGCUGCUACUAACUUCCCUGAAUCAUUAGAUAAGGCACUGGUGAGACCUGGACGAUUUGAUCGUCACAUUGUUGUACCAAAUCCAGAUGUUGAAGGCCGAAGGCAGAUUAUGGAAUCUCACAUUUCAAAGGUUUUAAAGGGAGAUGAUGUCGAUCUGAUGAUAAUUGCCAGAGGAACUCCAGGGUUUUCUGGUGCAGAUCUUGCAAAUUUGGUCAAUGUUGCAGCUCUCAAGGCUGCUAUGGAUGGUUCCAAAUCGGUGAGCAUGGCUGAUUUAGAAUAUGCCAAGGACAAGAUCUUGAUGGGCAGUGAACGCAAGUCAGCUGUUAUAUCAGAUGAAUCAAGAAAGCUAACCGCUUUCCAUGAGGGUGGCCAUGCGUUGGUAGCAAUCCAUACUGAUGGGGCUCUUCCAGUACACAAGGCAACUAUUGUUCCUCGAGGUAUGUCUCUUGGCAUGGUUUCUCAGUUACCAGAUAAGGACGAAACUAGUAUAUCCCGUAAGCAGAUGCUGGCUCGGCUUAAUGUUUGCAUGGGCGGGCGGGUUGCAGAAGAGCUUAUCUUUGGUGAAAAUGAAGUUACAUCAGGUGCAUCUUCUGAUCUCAAGCAAGCAACUAAUCUUGCCAGAGCAAUGGUUACAAAAUUUGGAAUGAGCAAACAAGUAGGGGUUGUUACUCACAAUUAUGAUGACAAUGGAAAAAGCAUGAGCACUGAGACUAGACUUCUCAUUGAGGAAGAAGUCCGAGAAUUAUUGGCGAGUGCAUAUAAUAAUGCAAAAACCAUUCUCACCACCCAUGAGAAGGAGCUCCAUGCACUUGCCAAUGCUUUACUUGAGCGUGAGACGCUUAGUGGAAGUCAGAUCAAGGCCCUUCUCGCUCAGUUCAAUUCUGACCAGCAAGAACAAAAGGUGGUUGCAGCCCAAAGCAAUAUAAAGUGCACCCCAGUCCCCCCCUCAGGACCCACUGCCGCAGAUUCUGCGGCAGCCGCAGAUUCUGCGGCAGCCGCAGAUUCUGCGGCAGCCGCAGAAGCUGCGGCAGCUGCAGCUUCUGCAGCAGCUUCCGCUGCCGCUGCUGCUGCAGCCAAGGGAAAAGGUGUUGCUCCUGUUGGAUCUUAGCAUAGGAUUGUGUAAUGGUUUUUGUGCAUAUUAAUAUUAGCAGGCAAAUAGUUAGUCAAGGACAUUACUGUAGUGCUAUGUACCACAUCAUUAGAAUCCUCAUUCCACUAUGUCAGCCUGGAGCUUAAAACAAAGUGUAGAAGAGAGAUUAAAUUUUCUCUUUUGCUAAAUCAAUUAGAUCUGCAGCAAUUUAUUUAUUUUA
Messenger RNA from Daucus carota subsp. sativus, 2657 nucleotides. Its product is annotated as ATP-dependent zinc metalloprotease FTSH 4, mitochondrial. Gene Ontology annotation, cellular component: chloroplast thylakoid; membrane. The record is from RefSeq and is a predicted model, not a curated record. Gene Ontology annotation, molecular function: metalloendopeptidase activity; ATP-dependent peptidase activity; ATP binding. Gene Ontology annotation, biological process: proteolysis. The transcript is spliced from 7 exons. The coding region runs from base 257 to 2455 and encodes 732 amino acids. Lineage: Eukaryota; Viridiplantae; Streptophyta; Magnoliopsida; Apiales; Apiaceae.